Messenger RNA from Homo sapiens (human), 5947 nucleotides. It is a transcript of the gene IFT74, whose product is annotated as intraflagellar transport 74. Gene Ontology annotation, cellular component: intraciliary transport particle B; cytoplasmic vesicle; motile cilium. The coding region runs from base 125 to 1810 and encodes 561 amino acids. The record is from RefSeq and is marked reviewed. Gene Ontology annotation, molecular function: beta-tubulin binding; chromatin binding. Lineage: Eukaryota; Metazoa; Chordata; Mammalia; Primates; Hominidae. The transcript is spliced from 20 exons. Gene Ontology annotation, biological process: cilium assembly; intraciliary transport.
AGUUAGUGGGUAGGCCUGAGAGCCGAGGAAAACUGAGCGUGGGCCUCAGAAAGAAGUUAAGGCACCCGCGAGCCGGGCAACUGCCCUCCUUCCGCGCCGGCGGAGCGAUUAAAGUGAAGAAACAAUGGCCAGCAAUCACAAAUCUUCAGCAGCUCGCCCUGUUUCAAGAGGUGGAGUUGGGUUAACAGGAAGGCCUCCUUCUGGGAUACGACCCCUAUCAGGAAAUAUUCGAGUGGCAACUGCAAUGCCACCUGGGACAGCAAGACCAGGUUCUCGUGGUUGUCCCAUAGGGACUGGUGGAGUUCUGUCUUCUCAAAUCAAAGUUGCCCAUCGCCCUGUAACACAACAAGGUUUGACUGGAAUGAAAACUGGGACGAAAGGUCCCCAGAGGCAAAUUUUAGACAAAUCUUACUAUCUUGGGCUUCUUAGAAGUAAAAUAAGUGAACUUACAACUGAAGUUAAUAAACUUCAGAAGGGAAUAGAAAUGUACAAUCAAGAGAAUUCAGUAUAUUUGUCAUAUGAAAAGAGGGCUGAGACUUUAGCUGUUGAGAUAAAAGAGCUUCAAGGACAACUAGCAGACUACAACAUGUUGGUAGAUAAACUUAAUACCAACACUGAAAUGGAAGAAGUAAUGAAUGAUUACAAUAUGCUUAAAGCUCAAAAUGAUCGAGAAACACAAAGUUUGGAUGUCAUAUUUACUGAAAGACAAGCGAAAGAAAAACAAAUCAGAAGUGUCGAAGAAGAAAUUGAACAGGAAAAACAAGCAACAGAUGACAUUAUCAAAAAUAUGUCUUUUGAAAACCAAGUCAAGUACCUAGAGAUGAAAACCACAAAUGAGAAACUGUUACAGGAAUUAGAUACACUUCAACAACAAUUGGAUUCACAGAACAUGAAAAAAGAGAGCCUGGAAGCAGAAAUAGCUCACUCCCAGGUGAAACAGGAGGCGGUAUUGCUGCAUGAAAAACUUUAUGAGUUGGAGUCCCAUCGAGAUCAAAUGAUUGCAGAAGACAAAAGCAUAGGAUCUCCAAUGGAAGAGAGAGAGAAAUUACUUAAGCAGAUUAAAGAUGAUAAUCAGGAAAUAGCCAGCAUGGAAAGACAGUUAACAGAUACAAAAGAAAAGAUAAAUCAGUUUAUUGAAGAAAUUAGACAACUUGACAUGGAUUUAGAGGAACACCAAGGUGAAAUGAACCAGAAAUACAAGGAGCUAAAGAAAAGGGAGGAACAUAUGGACACUUUUAUUGAGACUUUUGAGGAAACAAAGAAUCAGGAACUGAAACGAAAGGCACAGAUAGAAGCCAACAUUGUUGCACUCUUGGAGCACUGCAGUCGAAAUAUAAAUCGUAUAGAACAGAUAUCCUCUAUCACCAAUCAAGAGCUAAAGAUGAUGCAGGAUGACCUCAAUUUUAAAUCUACUGAAGUGCAGAAAUCACAAAGUACAGCUCAGAAUUUGACUUCAGACAUUCAACGUCUGCAGUUGGAUCUGCAGAAAAUGGAGCUUCUAGAAAGUAAGAUGACUGAAGAACAGCAUUCUCUAAAAAGCAAAAUUAAGCAAAUGACAACUGAUCUGGAGAUAUAUAAUGAUUUGCCAGCUUUAAAAUCAUCAGGUGAAGAAAAGAUAAAGAAAUUACAUCAGGAGAGAAUGAUAUUAUCAACCCACAGAAAUGCCUUUAAGAAAAUAAUGGAGAAGCAAAACAUAGAGUAUGAGGCACUAAAAACACAAUUGCAAGAAAAUGAGACACAUUCUCAGCUUACAAAUUUGGAGAGAAAGUGGCAACACCUUGAGCAAAAUAAUUUUGCGAUGAAAGAAUGAUGUCUCUGCCUGGAGAACUAGAUCCUGACUCAGUGGCAGCAUAGGUUCUCCCCCAGGGUGGUGCUGAACUUCAGCUCAGAAGCAGCCUGGACCCCAUCUUACCUCCAGAUAAGGUGUUUUAGGUACUCUGUUGCCAGUGUUAGUGCAACUUAGUUUAAAAAUAGAGGACUUGUUCACAGUAUGCUCUAAGUCUCACACUGGAGUUUUGUGCAACAUAAAGUAGGUGAUUUUGGAGCAGAGCGAAGUCUAGAAAUUUGCCUUAAAUUAUUUGUGGUACUCUAGAGAACGUGGUAUGUGUAUGUGUGUAUGUGUGUUUGAAUAUAGGAACUAGUUCAUUGAACGUUAGAUUGUUCUAAGACCAGAAUUAGAUUAAAAAUGCAUAACAUAUUAAGUAUUAAAAAGUGUUUAUAUUGUAUAUGAAUUUUUUGCGGUAAGUUUAGCUUGGCAUUUUAGGUUUUAAUUGAUGCUUAAUCUGUUAAAAUGAUGUACUGUAUUUUAAAGUAUUCUAAUUGUGCUUUUUUGUACCAUCUUCAGUAUGAAAAAUGUCAGUAUUUAGUUCCUUUCUCAGGCACAAUUAGAUUUUUAUUGACAUUGUUUUCCCCCUUAACUCAUGUAAUUAGUCAUAGCAACCAAGAGUCAAGAGAGUGAUUACCAGCCAAUUAAGAAAAAUGUGACCAAGCAGAUUGCAGAGUACAAUAAAACCAUCGUGGAUGCUUUACAUAGCACCAGCGGAAACUGAGUUUAAGUCCACUGAAAGUCUCUAAGGAAGUAUCCUCUUGCUGCUAAACUUGGUACAAGUUGACUACCAAAAAAAAAAAAAGCUUACUUUUGGAGUUUACCUAAAAUUUCUGAAUGUUAUAAUUUUUGUGGCCUCUUUUAAGAAUGAUAUUUUAAAAUAGUAAAUAGUUCAAUAAAUGGUUUGCAUAUUAAAAAGUACCAUCUUCUUUUCUUUUUAUGCUACUUGUAUUUGAACCAAGAGAUAAAGAAACUAAAAGUGACCGUUGAAAUUUAUUUAGCUGGUAUAAUCCAUCUAUGGCAACAAAUGAGAUAAGCUUUUCUUGUAUCAACUCUAGGACGGAUGCAUGGAGUAUGAUUCUGAUUUAGCACUUAGAUCAACCUUGUCAAUUUUUACUUCUAGAAAAAAUUAGUAAGAUUAGAAGGGAGAUUUUUAGCUUUGAAUGUUACUUCUCAAAUAGGUUAUAUUUGAUGUGUAUUAGACCAUAUAAUGUCACAGGUAAAUAUAUAACAUAUAUUCUUUAUAUAGCAGUUAUACCUAAAGAUUUGGAAUUAGAAACUUUUAAUCUUUGCAAUUCUUAAAAUAUUUUUUCACAUAUAUAUACCUGGAAGAACAUUAGGUAAAAGACUACAUUUAUAGUGGGCUGUUUUGGACUAUGGCUACUGCUGUUCAUUGCCACCCUGCAGUAUGCAUUUACUCUCUUGUACUAUUAGGAGAACUUAAGUAGAUUAAUUUAUAAACAUUAGCCAGAAUAUUUGGGGAAAAAAGCUAGAAGAGGUAGGAUUGGGAGAGAGGCAUAGAGUCUGGAAGACAUUAUAUUAACUGUAGAUGUAUCUUCUCUUAUCGUGCAGGAAUGAGUCACCUUGGCCAGCAUAAAAUAUUACUUAAAACUAUCCUGUUUUUGCUCUGAUAUCAUGUUCACUAAGUAACUCUACUUUUCAGUAUUUCUGAAACAACACAUUGAUUUCUUAAACCAAAAUAGCUUUAUUGAGAUAUUAUUUACAUACUUUAAAAUUUACUCAUAUAUGUUGAUUUUUAAAAAUAAAUAUUUAUAAUGGUAAAUUAUUCAAAUUCAGUCUAUAUACAUUUAAAUAAAGGAGUGAGCAUUGUUGAGUUUGCUGAACUCUGGAUUACUAAUAUGGCUGAAGAUCCUGGACAUUCAUUAAGGUAGCAUUCAUAAAAUGUGUUCCAUAAAUCCUGAGCAUCUUGAGUUAUUAAUAGUGUUAUGCCUCCAAAGGAUUCAUGGUCAAAGAAGUUUGGGAAACGUUGUCUGAAACAAAGGUGAAUUAUUUUAUUUUUUCUUGACUGCUCAUAACCCUUAAUAUGCUAAUGUAUAAUAAGCUCAAGAAGAAUAUAUACUGUAAAGCAUUUCCCAGAGAUAGUUGUCCACAAAACCCUAACUUUCACAGAGCCUAGGUCACAUGAGAUGUGUCAUUCCAAGAAAUAGACUUUGUACACCAAAUAGACUUCAUACACUAAAAUAAUUUCAUCUACUCAAGUCCUCUGGGUGGCUCUAUGGCCUUUUUCAGAUGACUCCUGAGUAUGUCUCUUUUUAGCCACCCUCAGCUGUUUUAUGCUGUGAUUGUAUGGGGUUUUCUAUUGGAAAUUGGUAGCAGAAAGUGCUUAUAAAAUUUCACAAGGGAAAAAAACUCUUUUAGCAGUUAAAGAGAAUGAAAUCUGAAAUUCAGUAGAUAAAACAGGUAAUAGAUUUUGAUGACAGUUUGCAGCCCUUCGUUCAUUCAUAAAGUAUUACUGUAAUUUGGUGAUUAGGAGCCUUUAUGGAUAUACCCGACUGCUGAAAAACAUUCAUCUUUUAUACAGUAACAAACAGAGGUAUGAUUGAGCAUAGAGUUUAGGCAAGAGAACUGACUACUAUGGUCUCUUAAUCACAUUGAUUCUAUUUCGUGGAUACUUCCAAGGAGGAAGGGAAUCUGGAAAACAUGUUUGUGGAUAGGUAAUCUUUGUUUUCCUCAUUUGAAAGCAAAUUUAAAUGCCUUUACUUUUUCCUUAGGUUUUUUUUUAUGAUUUCUACUUAAGUGUUCUUGACAUUUUACUGCACCCUUUUAAAUAACCAACUUAGUAAUUUUUACUAUUAGUAAUAAGGGUUUUUUUCUGAGUGGUGGGAUUAUGGGUGAUUGUAAUCUUCCUUGGGCUUUUUGGUAUUUUCAAAAUUGUCUGUGAUGUACAUUUAAUACUUAGAAAUGCAAUAAAAUUCAAAUAAAGUACUAUAUGCAGUUACUACUUUAACUGACAGAAAGGAUGUAGUAAAAACUCUUAAGUCCUUGACUCUAGAACUGAACCAAUCUUUACGCAGAAAGAAAGUAGGAGGAAGAUUGGCCUGUCCAUUAAAUAUAUGUGUUUGCAUUAUAACAAUGGGAAAUUUGGCAGGAAAAAAAUUUCUUGACAAAAAGCAAGGCUUUCAAUUUCCAUCCUAAUUUAUUCAUAUGUAAUAUUGGUGGGGGGCAAAUAAUUGAGCAGGAUUUCUUUAAAUUAAAACAUGUUUUAUCUGAGGGAAAUUCUCACUAAUGUCUCUCUUCCUUCCUCUGAGAGCCUUUCCACAAAUCCAACAAGAAUAUUCUCUUUACUGGGAUAGAACUGGAGGCUAAUAGCUGCAUGAACUGGCUCUUCCUGAGUCAGUCACAUUACUCAGGGGGUUCCAUUCAUGCUAAAAUAACACCUUGUAAGUCACAUGGAAAGAAGCUGCAGACUGAACAAACAUGCUGAGCAGUUUUACUAGUGAAGAUCAACAUGGGAAAGUUAGCAAGUCUUUGUUUUUCCCAUCCUUAUCUUUUAUCAGUAAAUAAACAUGAGUUCUUGAUAUUCUUUUUCCUGUGGAGCCCCUCGUUUGGACAAUACUAUAGUCUCAUUUUAAGGUACAAAAUUCAGUGCCUGCUUAGAGGAUUACAGCAUGGAGUAAUCAUAUUCACACCAGAGAUGAAAGGCCAGUUAGUAGUAGUUCCAGGGGUUUUUGCUGUUCCCUUGCUCAGUUUCUCUAGACUUCUUUCCUUUUGCUAUACAAUUGCAGUGUAAACAACCUUAGGGAAAUUAUAAUGUUUAGACUCAAAGUAAGAAGAAAUAAAGAUGGACCACUAGAGAAUUGUAGUAAUCUAUUUUUAAAUUGAUAUUGUGUCUCAUUUUUGUAUAACUUUUGAAAUAAAAGUAGAUUAUGUCUUAAAAUUGUAAGUUUACAGUUUGAUAACUGAAAAACAUUUUUAAAAAGGCAAUUUUUAAUACAAAGGUAGAUAAUUUAGGAAGACAGAUAAAUAAAAUGAAGAAAGUAAGUUACUUGUGAUCUCACCAGUCUUUUUAGAUACGCAUCUAUAUUUAUGUCACACAUAUCUGUUUUAUUUAUGUAUUUAUGCACCUUUAAUUAAAUUAAAAUUAUAUUGUUUUUAAUUUUA